This is a messenger RNA of Hansenula anomala, 591 nucleotides long. RefSeq names its product ubiquinol--cytochrome-c reductase catalytic subunit RIP1 (gene RIP1). The record is from RefSeq and is a predicted model, not a curated record. Gene Ontology annotation, molecular function: quinol-cytochrome-c reductase activity; 2 iron, 2 sulfur cluster binding. The annotation marks the transcript as partial. Gene Ontology annotation, biological process: mitochondrial electron transport, ubiquinol to cytochrome c. The transcript has a single exon. Lineage: Eukaryota; Fungi; Ascomycota; Saccharomycetes; Phaffomycetales; Wickerhamomycetaceae. Gene Ontology annotation, cellular component: membrane.
UCAAGAUUAUUAUCUUCAACUUCAUUACAAAACAAAUCUACCUACCGUACUCCAGACUUUGGUGAUUAUGUUAAACCACAAGGUACUGAUGACAAAGGUCGUGUUUUCACCUAUUUCACAGUUGGUUCAUUAGGUUUAUUAUCAGCUGCUGGUGCCAAAUCCACCGUUGAAGCUUUCUUAACCACAAUGUCUGCCUCUGCUGAUGUUUUAGCCAUGGCUAAAGUUGAAGUCGGUUUAGCUGCUAUUCCAGAAGGUAAAAACGUUGUUGUUAAAUGGCAAGGUAAACCAGUCUUCAUCCGUCACAGAACUCAAUCAGAAAUUGAUGAAGCUAACAAGGUUGAUAUUUCAGCUUUAAGAGAUCCACAAAAUGAUUCAGACCGUGUUCAAAACCCAGAAUGGUUAAUCAUGUUGGGUAUCUGUACCCAUUUAGGUUGUGUUCCUAUUGGUGAAGCUGGUGAUUUCGGUGGUUGGUUCUGUCCUUGUCACGGUUCCCAUUAUGAUAUCUCUGGUAGAAUUAGAAAAGGUCCAGCUCCAUUAAACUUGGAAAUCCCACAAUAUCAAUUCGAUGGUGAUAACUUGGUUAUCGGUUAG